Elephantulus edwardii (Cape elephant shrew) is the source of this 1539-nucleotide messenger RNA. RefSeq names its product putative small intestine sodium-dependent phosphate transport protein-like. Lineage: Eukaryota; Metazoa; Chordata; Mammalia; Macroscelidea; Macroscelididae. The record is from RefSeq and is a predicted model, not a curated record. Gene Ontology annotation, biological process: monoatomic anion transport; transmembrane transport. Bases 1 to 1539 code for a protein of 512 amino acids. Gene Ontology annotation, molecular function: transmembrane transporter activity. The transcript is spliced from 13 exons.
AUGACCUGGGCAAAUAAUAAGUUUUUCUUUAUAUUCACUUUACAGUUUGUGUAUAUUGUGGGGAUCCCCCUUACAAUCAUCUUACUAAUAACUACAUUUGUGAAAACAUCAUUUUGUACUACUCGACAUGGUCUGGCCUUCAUCUUGCUGAUCUGUAAUUUUAUAUCUGCUACUCAAAUGACAUGCCUUAACAUUGCCAUGCCAGCUAUGGUGAACCACACAGCCUCACCUAACCCUCCAAACAACUCCACUGACUCCCAGGACUACAGCAAUGUAACUCUGGAGGAAUUUCAAGCAGUGGCUCCUGUGUAUGAGUGGAGUGCUGAAAUCCAGGGACUCAUCCUUGGCUCCACCAACUAUGUCUCCUUUUUAAUCCCAAUUCCUAUUGGCUAUGUGACUGGAGUAUUUGGAUCCAAGAAAGUGGUUGGUGCUGGCUUGCUCCUUUCUUCAGUCAUGACUCUCUUCAUACCACUGGCAGCUGACACUGGAGCAACAUUACUCAUUGUCAUUCGGGCUAUCCAAGGCAUAGCCCAGACUAUGAUAAUGACAGGACAGUUUUCAAUUUGGGUCAAAUGGGCUCCCCCAGUGGAAAGGAGUCAACUGACCAACAUUGCUAUGUCAGGGGUGUCACUGGGAAUCUUCAUUGUCUAUACUGUUGGUGGGUUCAUCUGUGAGACCAUAGGAUGGCCGUAUGUCUUCUAUAUCUUUGGAGCAGUUGGCAGUGUCAGUUGUCUUCUUUCGUUCUCUCUUGUUUAUAACAACCCCAUGAGUCAUCCCUUUAUCAGCACUGAUGAGAAGACAUACAUCACCUGUGCACUCGGACAACAGAAUUCUUCUCCAAAUUGGUCUCUACCUAUUAUGGAUAUGACCAAAUCUCUACCACUAUGGGCCAUAUUAGUCUCAUAUUUUUGUGAAUAUUGGAGUUUAUAUGUCAUGACAUUAUAUACACCGACAUAUCUCAAUUCUGCACUUCAAGCUAACUUAAAAAAUAGUGGAGUCCUGUCUGCCUUGCCAGCUGUAUUUGCCUUCAUCAGCACAAUCCUAGAAGGUCUUCUAGCAGAUUUUCUCAUUUCUAGAAAAAUUUUCAAAGUUAUCACUGUAAGAAAACUCUUCACUUCCAUAGGAGUUCUCAUAUCAUCCUCAUUGUUAAUGUCCCUCCACUGGGUCAAAUCCAGCCCCAGUACCUCUGUGGCCAUCUUAGUUGUGAGAGCUAGCAUAAACAACUUCUCUAACUCAGGAUCCUUGGUCAAUUUUAUGGAUAUUGCUCCUAGGUACACAUCCUUUCUCAAAGGAUUAUCAGAAGUUUUUUCCUCUGCAGCUGGAAUCGGUUCCUCUAUUACUACAGGAUUUAUCCUCCAAAAGGAUUCAAAACUAGGUUGGAGAAAUGUCUUCUUUCUUUCAGCUGCUAUUAAAGUAUUUGGCCUAAUCAUCUACCUUAUCUUUGGCAAAGCAGAGGUCCAGGACUGGGCUAAAGAAAAGACAGCCACCACGACAGAGAUUGAGAACCAGGCUAAAGAGUUGCAAGUCACCCGCCUCUGA